AUGGUCCAGAAUUAUGUCGGUGUCAGUCGCGGAGCUCAGAUCACCGGCGUUGCCGUGUGCUCCUUGAUGUUAACAUGGCUUUCCUUUGGCUUUCGACUCUACGUGCGAUGCGGUAUAUUGAAGUUUUUGGGUAGAGAAGAUUGGAUCACGGUGGCAGCGAUGAUCAUUUUCUCCAUAUUCUGUGCCUUGUGUCUCCAAUUAAGUUCCUAUGGUCUGGGAGCACAUAUGGAGAACAUUGCCGGAUCCGCCUUUGUUCCCGGUUUCAAGAUUGUUUUUGUAUGCGAACUCCUCUACGUCGUUUCGACCACCGUCACCAAGCUGUCCAUCGCGGCAUACUUUCUUCGACUCUCAAGUAAAAGAUAUCAACGUGUCACUAUAUACCUUACCACAGCAGUCGUGUUAAUCCUCAGUACCAUGUACUUUUUCUUUCUUAUCUUUCAGUGCAACCCUCCGCCAGCAUUCUGGAACAGGUAUUCCCCGGACGGAGGACGCGCCUACGAUGCAUAUUGCCUGACGGGGGACACAUUGGCGGGCAUCACAUUCGCUCAUUGUGCCAUGUCAGCUAUCACAGAUUGGAUUUUCGGAAUACUCCCUAUCUUUUUCGUCUGGAAGAUGCAGAUGAAUCCUCGAACAAAGUGGUCUGUAGUAUUAAUAUUGUCUCUUGGAUUCUUCGCCAGUACUGCAACAAUCGUUCGUAUCGCCUACAUCCAGAAACUUCGAGAGACCUACGACUACUCAUGGGAAGGCAUCAACCUGGCCAAAUGGUCCAUGAUCGAGCCAGCUAUUGCUAUUACGGCUAUGAACAUCGCCACUCUCCGACCAAUGUUCAAGAAUGUCUUGAACUUUGCCAGCAAACGGUUCGACAGCGCGGCCGAUAUCGAGGAGGCGAAGAGACCUUCAGGUGAAAGCCGUACGGCGACCAUCCGCACACGAAAUAGUGUUAGUGCCAAGGAAUACAGCGUUGAGUUUGCCGAAUUGCUAGGCUUGGCAAGAGUUGGGGUUACGACCCAUAUUUCUGCUGGAGGAGGAAAUCAGCCAGAGAAGGAUUCAUUAAGGAAGAGGUUUACAUUGAGGAAGUCUCUUACCAAGAGCUCGCAGAAGAAUGAGAGUCAGACGGAAUUGAAUUCUGUGCCAAGUCCGUUGUCGUUUUCGGAUGGAAUCGAUUGGACGGGUGGGAUCAAAGCUACGACUGUUGUUACUCAUGAUGUUUCUUGA
This is a messenger RNA of Mollisia scopiformis, 1215 nucleotides long. RefSeq lists its product as uncharacterized. The transcript is spliced from 4 exons. Lineage: Eukaryota; Fungi; Ascomycota; Leotiomycetes; Helotiales; Mollisiaceae. Bases 1 to 1215 code for a protein of 404 amino acids. The record is from RefSeq and is a predicted model, not a curated record.